AUGGGGAGCUCAAAGAUAGCGAGUGUGGCCUUGUUGGUGAUGCUCUGCGUGGGCAUGUCCUCUGCCACUAGAGUUCUCACGGCAUAUGCCGGUGGAGGCGGUGGCGGUGAAGAUGGCGGAGGAGGUGGUGGCGCCGGUAACGGUGCCGGAGCCGGUUACGGGUCGGGCUACGGUGAGGGCGGCGGGGGAGCGUACGGGGGUGGAUACGGUAAGGGUGGUGGCGGCGGCGGUGGAGGGGGACAAGGGGGUGGCAGUGGAUAUGGCCAGGGAUCCGGGAGUGGGUACGGCUCCGGAUCAGGGUACGGAGGUGGCGGCGCGAACGGUGGAGGUUACGGCAGCGGCGGCGGGGGCGGUGGGGGCGGUGGAGGUGGAGGAGGUAGCGGUGGGGGGACGGGAUAUGGGUCAGGAAGCGGGUCCGGGUACGGUUCUGGAGGCGCCAGCGGCGGUGGCUACGGCAAAGGCGGAGGUGGCGGGGGUGGUGGAGGCGGCGGCGGCGGAUCUGGAUCUGGGCCAGGCACUGGCUCCGGCCAUGGUUCGGGGUCCGGCUUCAGCGGCGGGUUUGUUCACCCCUGA
Spirodela intermedia is the source of this 573-nucleotide messenger RNA. The record is from the annotation of a GenBank genome assembly. Lineage: Eukaryota; Viridiplantae; Streptophyta; Magnoliopsida; Alismatales; Araceae.